GAAGUGGUUUGUGCGGCGCCGUUUGGUAGUGUUCUCGGUUUUAAAAUUAUGUCUCGAGAUGAAUUCCGAGUCUCUGCCGUUUGUGCUGACCAAGAGCGUGCUCUGUGAGUCUUUUCCAAGCCGCUCCAAUGCGAAAUCCGGAAGCCGAGGUGUCAUUUCUUACUUGUGCCGGAUGCGGGUAUCUGGAAAGCGAUUUGAGACUGUCUCCACUCAUCGGAUGGCCGGUCCAUCGCUUCCCCCUGAAUCAGUCGAGCGUUCAGCCGUGAAUGUCCAGGUUGGAUCUCGUGACGGGCUGAUAGAGCGGCAGCUAGCGUCGCUAGGGGUCGAGGAGGCCAACACGAUUACCAAGUGCUGCGUGCCCGGAGAGCUGAACGAGUACGAAUGGACAAUCGCUCGAUAUGAAUGGAUACUGCUCAUAGCGAAAGAAACCACACAAAAGCGAGGAACGGGCAAGGUCUCACAGCGUGGCAUGGCGGCGAGGCGACCCGGCGGGGGCUCGUUCCAUGCGGUGAACGGAGGCGAGGCGUACCGGUGCGGCUCGUGCAGCUACGUGACCCAGCGCAGGGGAAACAUGGUGACCCACCAGCGCACCCACACCGGGGAGCGCCCCUUCAGCUGCCCCCACUGCCCCUCCGAGUUUGCCGUCAAGUGCACCCUCAAGCGGCACCUGCUGACCCACUCGGCCCAGCGGGCCUUCGCCUGCUCCCUGUGCCUGGACAGUUUCCCCUCCCGGGAAGAGCUGGCCCGCCACGCUCAGGGCCACGCGGGGCAGCGCCACUUCCAGUGCCAGUUCUGCCCCCGCAGCUUCGGCCGCAGGGACGGCCUGCUCGCCCACCACUGCUCCCAUGCCGGCCGGAGGGUGCACCGCUGCGGCCGCUGCAGCAGGCUCUUCAGCCGCAACGACGACCUGGUGGCGCACCUGGCCACCCACGCGGAGCGGCCCUGAGUGCAUUCCUUGGAACCUGUCCGUCUGGCGUCCAAAGCGAUCCCCAAAUGGCAACCAGCCGCGUCGCGGGCCAGUCACGCCGUCGGCUGUCGCUGUCCCCGGUGGUCCCUCCUAGAAGUUUCGGUACGGCGUCUGGUACGCGUCUCCAAUGGUGUCUUAAAAGGCUGCUCUCUCCACUUCCACCAGGCAAUGUCGUAGAAGCGUUGCGUCGCCGUCGGCUGCAAUCCCGGUAGAUGUGGCAGACGCCUGUUCUGCUUCCAGUUGCCCUCCCGCUCGACAUUCCGCCGAACACAUCGGUCCGAGACACGUUUUAGGUUAUGGCAAAAAGCUCGAGCAAACGCGAGUGUCGCCGUCGUUGCAACGUACCAACUCUCGGCUGCCGUAUAUUCCGCGGACGGUCGAACCAAAGAACGACCCGAAACGUACGCUUUAAGUGUACGCGUCUGUUUUGUAGAGGUACAAGACUCGUACGCUUUACUGCGUGGACUUGGGUUUAGUCGCGCAGCCCGAACGACGACAGAAUGGCCGCGACGCACUGGACAGGCACGCUCGGCUUUGUGGGUGGGAGGACGUCGUUCCACUUGGGCUCCACCGUGCAAUCUUUUGCCGGGAACGACUGCAGCAUUGGGUCGUAAGUGUGCCUGGCCUAAGCGGGUGCGCAAUGCCCCGUGCCGACAAAUAAAAGAUGUAAGCCCCCUUACGCCU
Molecule: messenger RNA, 1651 nt
Organism: Ixodes scapularis (black-legged tick)
Lineage: Eukaryota; Metazoa; Arthropoda; Arachnida; Ixodida; Ixodidae
Product: zinc finger protein 182
Exons: 2
Coding region: 59-946 (295 amino acids)
Source: RefSeq, a predicted model, not a curated record